AUGUCCAACCGUUCAAACAAUCCUGGGAAUUUCGCAAAUCGUUCCCACGAGGAAGUCGAGAGCAUUGCUGCAAAAGGCGGUCAUGCCAGCCACUCGGGUGGCUUCCACAACAUGGAUCCGCAAAAACAGCAUGAGAUUGCUUCCAAGGGAGGCCAUGCAUCCACCGGUCACUUUAAAAAAGGUAGCGAGAGAGCUCGUGAGGCUGGCCGCAAGGGUGGACUUGCUCGUAGUCAUCAUCAACAAGAGCAACAAAACGAGUAA
Molecule: messenger RNA, 261 nt
Organism: Lichtheimia ornata
Lineage: Eukaryota; Fungi; Mucoromycota; Mucoromycetes; Mucorales; Lichtheimiaceae
Product: conidiation-specific protein 10
Exons: 2
Coding region: 1-261 (86 amino acids)
Source: RefSeq, a predicted model, not a curated record